Molecule: messenger RNA, 1047 nt
Organism: Verticillium alfalfae VaMs.102
Lineage: Eukaryota; Fungi; Ascomycota; Sordariomycetes; Glomerellales; Plectosphaerellaceae
Exons: 1
Coding region: 1-1047 (348 amino acids)
Source: RefSeq, a predicted model, not a curated record
AUGCUCGAGCGAUUUCUGAGGCCCGCCUGGACUAUUGGUCUGGGCCAGAUGCUCGGGAUGCGACGCUGUGGCCCGCAGCGCGGUCACUGUCACGGGGUGAGACUCGGAGCAUCUCACCCUUCCGCGGAAACGGACCCCCGGCGCGACGAUGGCCCGCAGGUCCGAGGCUCUGCGGCACAACUCCGCACAAAAUGCGACGACGCCCUUCCAGUCCUUCUACCGCGCGGUACUACGUGCUCGCUUGAUACCGCGAUGGCCACGCAAAGCCCCGACCCGUUCCUCCGGAUGAGGACUCUUACCCCCUCAACCCUCCUCUACGACCCUCCCUCGCCCUCCCACGAUCUAACGAUCCUCUUCGCAUGGUACGCCGCCUCUGACGCCCACAUCGCCAAAUACCUGUCUCACCACCUCCUUCUCUUCCCGCACACCCGCCUCCUCCUCAUCAAACACCCAGCCACGCACGUCCUCUCACGCCCUCGUUCCCAAGCCGCCCUCGCCCCGGCGCUGUCCCUCAUCGCCGGCCUGCCCCCGCCGGCCAGCGACAAGGACCACCGCCUCCGCCUGCACGUCUUCUCCAACGGCGGCGCCGCAAGCCUGCACCGCCUCCUCGCCCUGCUGGGCCCCGCGGCUCUGCCCCCGCAUGUCGCCGUCUUCGACUCCUGCCCGGCCCCCUUUCGUUUCCGCAGGACCCACGGCGCCCUCGCGACGGGCGUGCCCUGGCCGCUGGCACCGGUACUGUACAUCUUGCUGGCGAUCUACUGGCUCCUCCACGUGCCGCUGCGCCGCUCGAGCUCUCUCGACCGGGCGGCGGCGGCGCUCAAUGCGGAGCGGGUCACCGCAACCGAGCUGCGGCGGACAUAUGUAUACAGCGCGGACGACAAAAUGGUCGGCUGGAAGGAUGUCGAAGCGCACGCCGACGAGGCGGCGGCUGGAGGGCUGGAGGUGAGAAGAGAGCGGUUCGUGGGCAGCGGACAUGUAGCACACGCCCGGACCGACUCUGCGCGUUAUUGGAAGGUCGUCACGGAGACGUUCAAGAAGGCGGCAUGA